Molecule: messenger RNA, 4471 nt
Organism: Cavia porcellus (domestic guinea pig)
Lineage: Eukaryota; Metazoa; Chordata; Mammalia; Rodentia; Caviidae
Product: histone acetyltransferase p300-like
Exons: 5
Coding region: 548-1768 (406 amino acids)
Biological process (GO): positive regulation of transcription by RNA polymerase II
Cellular component (GO): transcription regulator complex; histone acetyltransferase complex
Molecular function (GO): chromatin DNA binding; transcription coactivator activity; histone acetyltransferase activity
Source: RefSeq, a predicted model, not a curated record
GGCGUGGCUUGAAGGGGGCGUGGCUCCUGCCUCUUCCUCUCGCGCGGCUUCCUGUCUGUCCGGGCUCGGAGCGGUUCUGCUCGCCAUAUUGUUUGCUUUCCAGUCAGCGGAGCACGAAGCGAAACCCGGACCCGGGGACACCGAGGCCGAGUCCCGCCUCACCUGUCGCGGAGGAGGCCCCGGGGCGCAGGCGGAGGCGGAGGCCGGCAGCAUCCAGCCCGCCCGGUCGCCGCUGGAAAGCGCUGGGUCUGGCCCUGGGGUGACGUCGCAAUCAUCCUCGAGGUCCCCGGGGGACCCUGUCCCCGGAGCCCAGUGCGCACAACGGUGGAUUAUUUGGAGAAAAACGCCCACCCCGAACUCCAUCCGGCUGAGGCCGGGUCACCCGGUCCCCGGGGGCUUUUAUAAAACAGUCGAGGGAAGGCGACACGAAAAUCGGUGCUAGGUCUGCUUUGUGAUCUGCCUGCCUCAUUGCUGGCCUGCUGCCAACUGCCUGCCUCCAUCAGGGACCCUGACCAUCUCCUCCCCUGUGAUCUGAUCUGUGGUCAGGAUGAGUUCCUCCCCUUCAGAAGAGGCAAGUGCCUGGAGUUCCCUUCACUCUGACGAGCCCAGUGACUCCAUCUACCGGUUUGUCUACACCUGCACUGAGUGCAAGGAACAAGUGGACACACACUGGCGCUGCACAGUCUGCCAGGAGUAUAUCCUGUGUGUCUCCUGCUAUCCCAAGAACAGCCAUGACCACCCGAUGGAGAAACUGGGUCUUGGCCUGGAUGAUGAGAGCAGCAAGGAGCUGGGUGGGGCCUCGCAGAACCCAGGAGAGUCUUGCUGCCUGAGCAUCCAGCGCAACAUCCAGUCCCUGCUCCACGCCUGCCAGUGCCGCAACACCAACUGCUCCCUGCCCUCCUGCAAGAAGAUGAAGCGGGUCAUCCAGCACACCAAGGGCUGCAAGCGGAAGAACAGCGCUGGGUGCGCCGUCUGCAAGCAGCUUGUUGCCCUCUGCUGGUACCAUGCCAGGAACUGCCCAGAAGACAACAGGUGCUUCGUGCCCUACUGCUUUACCAUCAAGCAGAAGCUCCAGCAGCCGCAGCUGCAGCUCCGCAUCCAGCAGGCCCUGAUGCUGCGCAGGAUGACAGCCAGCACUGAUCCAGACCCUCUGGUCCCCUGCGAUCUGAAUGACGCUCAGGAGGUGGGGAUGAGCACCCGAGGCUUUCAUGCCGAGCCCAAUGGCCCACCCGCUGUGUUGCGGAGGAGCAGCACCCGCAAUGUCCCCUACACCUGUAACGAGUGCAGACAGGACGUGGAGACUCGCUGGCGCUGCACUGUCUGUGAGGAGUAUGUCUUGUGUGUCCCCUGCUAUCACACUAAAAACCACAACCACAAGAUGGAGAAAGUAGGUCCUGGCAUAGAUGGUGAGAGCAGCAACCAGCAGGCUGGGGCCAUCCAGAACCCGAGAGACAUCCACCGCCAGAGGAUCCAGCGCAGCAUCCAGUCCCUGAUCCAUGCCCGCCAGUGCCGCGAUGGCAGCUGCUCCCUGCCAACCUGCAAGAAGAUGAAGAGAGUUGUAGAGCAUACCAAAAACUGCAGGCGAAAGGCGAUUGGUGGGUGCCCCGUCUGUAGGCAGCUCAUUGCCCUCUGCUGCUACCAUGCCAAGCGGUGCCAGGAGAACAACUGUCCUGUGCCGUUCUGCUUCAGAAUCAAGCAAAAGCUUCGGCAACAGCGGCUGCAGCGCCAGCGGUCCAGGAUGGUGCGCAGGAGGAUGGCCAGCAUGUAGCUUCCCCGGGUAGUGGGCCAGCAACAGGGCCUGCCCUCCCCAACCCCUGCCUCUCCACCCACUCCACCCUCGCCAACCACAAAACAGCAAAAACCCCAUAGAUGCCCAUCUCACCCCUUCCAGAAACAUCCUGGUGACCCUGCAAGCUCUACACAGACUGCUUAGCCACCCCUGCCAGGGUCCCAUCUACAGCAGCAGGAAUGGCAGCACAGAUUCAGAGAGCAGCCAAGACACUGUGUAAAUUAUACAGAGGCCAGUGUAGCACCAGGUGCCCCAGGUGACGCACCCAUGGGUAUAAUCCACUCCCAAACCCACCCCACCCCCAACCAAAAGUCCCAGGGGGCAUCUGGAGCCCAGGGAUGGGGCCCAGAGUGAUGGAGCAGCAGCUCCUCUGGGCCCAAGGAGGACUGCCUCAGCCCUAGCAGCUCCAGUGUGGGGUGCCAAAGCUGGCUGUGAUGUCAGUGGCCCCACAGCCAAUGGGCCAGCCAGGCCCUGUCUCAAUAAGCCUUAUAAAAGCUGCAGACUCUUGGGCCUCCUUGUGCUCCCCUACAGCAGCAACCCUUGUGCCCACCCCCAAGCUGUUGGGUGCGUUCAUACAACAUCAGGCUGCCAAGUGUACCAGUGCAUCCCCAGCUUCUCACUGGACAGCCUGGCAUGGGCCAGGGACAGCCAAGGCUGCAGCCACCAGCCAUGCAGAGGGUCCACUCCAAUGAAGCCACACAGAACACGGAUGCCACACAGGUAGGCGUGCAGAGGGCUGGCCUGGCCCAGCAGCAGCUCCAGGUGCCUAUGGGAGGGAUGAGUCCCUAGGCACAGCCAGUGAACAUGAAUCUGGGCAGUGUGUCUUCCCAGUUCUGGGACAUGACACUACAGCAAGAGAUGCAACAGUACAUGCAACAAAGGAAUGUGGGACAGAUGGACCAGCUCUCCCAGCCCUUGGGAGCAGGAGCCAGUCUGCAGGCCUGUCAACGACUCCUCCAGCAGCAGGUGGGAUCCCCUGCUUAGUCCAACCUUAAGAACCCUCAAAGCAGGCCCACCCUCUAGCCUUCCAAGGCAAUCCCGUUUUCUUCCUAAUAUAGUGUGUUCCCCCAUCCUGUCCCUUCUCCAUGGCUGUGGUGCCAGCCCCACCCCUGAGGAUGCAGCCUCAGCCUUCUCCAUAUCCAUACUGUGUUUCCCUACAGAACUGUCCCCCACAUUCUGGACUGGCUGCUGCCCAGACUGCCAACCCUGUGGAGCAAGGGCAAUUUUGCCAGCCCAGACUAGAAUCCGACACGCUCAGCUCGCUAGCCGUCCAGGCACGGCAAACCAUGGUGCAAGCACCGUGGACUUGGGACUCAGCACCGAUAGCUCAGAUUGAAUUCAGAUCUCUCACAAAGUACACCAGAUAUAUAACAGACACCUGGUAGUAUUUUGGGAGCAGAAAAAAUUAUUUUCUCUUAGGCUUUUUGAACUGAAUGAAGUUUUUUGGAAUCUUUCUUAGCCUAUGAAACAGUUUUUCCUUAGAACACCUAAGAACUGUGCAGUAGUCGUUCGUGGAGGUUGUUUUUGAUUUGGUUCCAUUUCAUUUGCAGUAUUGGGAAUGAACCCAGGGCCUUUGCACUGAGCCCAGCCCAGUUAGAAUCAUUUCUUUUGUAGCCAGGUUUCAGUAAGUCACAGAAGUUUCCUAAGCUGGGCUUGAACUUGAGAUCAUCCUCCCUCAGCAUCCCAGAUGCUGGGAUUCAGGCGUGGGCUGCUGUGCCCAGGACCUUUUGUGGUGGGAAACACGUGCCAGGUGAGCUGAGGGAGGGAAGGGCACUAAGAAAAGACUGCACUGGCUGCGUCCCCAGCCUGCCAUCCCUGUGCUCGGGGAAGGAGGCCAGGCCAAAGGCCCCAGCGCUCCUGCCUUGCACCUCUGAUAGGUUUUAUUAUUUUUUUUUUAAUUAAGGAAAAUGUGUAACAUGAGUAGUUACUAUUUACUGGUUCAGAAGGUGGGAAUUUUUCCUUAUUCACUUUAUGGAACAAUUUUUAAAAUUCUAAAACCAAAGUACAGCAGGGGUUAAUGUUACUAAAAAGUAUGUUCCACAUACAUAAACAUUAAAAUAGUAGUUUCUCCCUUGAGUGCUAAAAUACUCAUUUUUAAAAUUUUUUGGUGAGAUGUUCUGGGGGAAAAAUUUUCCCUUUUCCCCUGACUCAACUUUUGUGCUCCAGAAAAUUUUCUAUAAAUCUCAACAUAAAACUACAAGCGUUAAAAUAAUUUGCGGAUAUGGAAAAGAAAAUGACUUUUUCAAAAGAGGAACAAAUUGCUAAAUUGGUGUAUUAUAAAUGGUGGGUUUUGUUUUGUUGGUAUGGAGAAUCAAACUUGGCACCUUGCAGUUGCCAGGCAGACACUUGUGCCACUGAGCUAUGUCCUCGGCCCCCAAAAUUGUGGUUUCUUAAAGGAAAAUGUUUGUCAUUUAUACAUAUCAUAAAGGAAAAAAUGAGGAAGCAGUCAUCCAGAGGGAUGAUUGGACCAGGCAAGGUCUCCCUGGGGGUUUUCUUUCAGUUCUUCUGCCACACAGUCUUGCUUUCUGUAAAACUUGAAAAUCUCGCUUUGUGUAAAACUCUCAAGUGUUGUAAAUCUUGCAAUUAAAGUUGAUUACUUGUAGAUACAAGCUUGGGAUUGCUGUAUAGCCUGUCCAGUUUGCUUUCUUAUUACUCGUUGUUCAAUAAACUGUGAGACUCGGA